AUGUCAUUAUUUUUAGAUACUAUUUCAAUAUUCUGAGAUAUUGAGAAAUAUUGGUGCUUUUAGAAGAAUCAUACAAUAUCAAAAUAAGCCUCCGGAGAUAUUAGAUUAAUUUAAUAACACACUGGACUUCUAUUUUAGUAUGUUAAAGAGAGUGGCUGUGGCUCAGACUAUUCUGUAUGGUAUGUAUGUGUAUAAUUGAGCAGAACAGCGAUGUGGAACUCAAUUAGUCAACUCCUUACUGUUACAGCAGAAAUAAUGAGAGCAGUUUACUUAAUAAUAAUUUAAAAAAUGUGCUGGAUUAUUUUUACUUUUUUAGGCGGCGGGAACAUGCUUCCAUAGUUUACUCAAUAGUUUAAUAAAAUAAAAAAAUGCAUAGAUAACCCAGUUAGUUAGCUAUCUGUGAGAGUAGAGUGGCGUGCUGGAGAUAGAGUUAAGGCACUAUAUUUUUAAGAUUUCUCAUGUUUAAUUUCUUCUCAAAUUUGUUUUCAGAACCAAGAAACUGCAACAAGUUUUUUUCAAGUUCUUGCCACCAUCUACAGGGAUGAGAGAGAAUAUUCAAGUAAGAUCUAUGAUGUUGGCAACACUAAGCAUCUUAUUGAAACAGCAUCGGCAGAACAACUUGGAUAUGUUGUUGUGAGAAUUCUAAAAUUCAACCCACAAUUUCAGGAAUUUAUUGACGUAGAUAGGAAUGUAGACAUCAGGAACUUAGAUAGAUUCCAGCUGUUCUUAUCAUGCAAAGAGACUGAAUCAUCUCAACCUAUGGCCACUUCAGUGUCCCAAGCUCAGCAUACUCAAGUUUCACAAGAGCAUGAAAAACUGAGGUCCAUUUUGGAAAAGAAAGCACCAGAGACACUUGAUGAACUCAAAACCAAAGGCACUGUGACAGAAAAAGCAAGAAUAAAGCUUGUUAAAUUAUGUGUAUCUGACCUGGUGGAAAAGCAUGGAUUUUAUCCAACAAGUACUGAAAAAGUGGCUCUAGCAAAGAACAUCAUCGCUGUCUUCCCUGAGAGUCCAGGUGGAUGGAAACGGGGAAGGAUUUAUUCUCAUUCUGGAUUUUUGGAAAUGAGACUGCGCAACAUUCGUCGAAAGCUAGAAGAUGGUCAGCGGCGUUAUAGGUCACACAAACGACGCUGUGAAGAUGGUCCUAAUCCGGACAAGGAGGAGGAAGAUGGUAGUGGGACAAGUGAGUGGAUCAACUUGAUGAAAAGGCUCAGGCCUUCUACAGACAACAUUUCAUCGAUCAAAGCAGCAAUGCAGAAAACCUUCACCUGGCGCAGAUCAUGGAUAGCCAAACAUUCCCCCUCCCUGUCUGAAAUCUUUGAGGAAUACCCACACUUCUUGGAUAUGCCAACUCUGCUUGAUACAGAGUUUGGUAAAAUGUUUGAGGGAAAAGGAGAUUUGUUCUUAAGAAGAUGGGAGGCUACCAUCAUUCCCAAGUUGAAGGCAAUUGCCAUCAUGGAGACAGGUGAUCUUGCAUCUCUUAAGGACAUGGAAAACCAGAAUGAAGAUGAGAAGUGUUACACUAUGCUUGUAGUCCUUACACAUCUUCUGCCACCAGUCGCAAUGAGUCGAUGUUGA
Molecule: messenger RNA, 1578 nt
Organism: Astyanax mexicanus (Mexican tetra)
Lineage: Eukaryota; Metazoa; Chordata; Actinopteri; Characiformes; Acestrorhamphidae
Exons: 6
Coding region: 760-1578 (272 amino acids)
Source: RefSeq, a predicted model, not a curated record